Peromyscus maniculatus bairdii (prairie deer mouse) is the source of this 786-nucleotide messenger RNA. Its product is annotated as keratin-associated protein 2-1. The record is from RefSeq and is a predicted model, not a curated record. Gene Ontology annotation, cellular component: keratin filament. Lineage: Eukaryota; Metazoa; Chordata; Mammalia; Rodentia; Cricetidae.
UUCUCAGCCCCACUCCAGCCCAGACACCCACCAUGACCGGCUCCUGCUGUGGAUCCUUCUCCUCCCAGAGCUGUGGAGGCUGCUGCCAGCCCUGCUGCUGCAGAGACCCCUGCUGCUGCCGCCCAGUGUCCUGCCAGACCACAGUGUGCCGCCCUGUGACCUGCGUGCCCCACUGCACCAGGCCCAUCUGUGAGCCCUGCCGCCGCCCCAUCUGCUGUGACCCCUGCAGCCUGCAGCAGGGCUGCUGCCGCCCCAUCACCUGCUGCCCCACCUCUUGCACAGCUGUGGUCUGCAGACCCUGCUGCUGGGCCUCCACCUGCUGCCAGCCCAUCUCUGUGCAGGCUCCCUGCUGCAGGCCUCCCUGCUGCCAGCCUGCCCCCUGCCGCACCACCUGCAGGACCUCCCCCUGCAACACCUGCUGCUGAGCUCCUGGCAUCCCCACUAAGGAUGUGCCAUCACCUACACACCUAUUUGGGUUUCUAAUCAAAAUGAAAGAAAAUAUUUUUCCCCAAAGGUGACAACAAUUUAACAUCCUGCAGCCUGGAUACAAUGUGAAAUAAGGACACUGUCAUUCCUGUCCUAUGCUAAAUUGGGAGACAUCUGUCCCAGUAGGCAUCAUCAUGGAUGGUAAAUCACCUUCAGAGGUCCCCAGAAUGGACUCGACUAACCCAUCUUAAGCCCUUAUGUUUCAGGCAGUCCAAAUCCUCAAUAAUGUCUUUACCAUGUGUUGCUCACUAUUUCAAUAAAACGAUUUUUCUUGGCAUAGCAAAUGCCACACUCCUGAUU